AUGAUUCAGCGGGGUCAUAUUUUAGAGUACAAAUCUGUAAAGUUGUUUGCCGACUUUGCGUUGCUCCACAUGCUUCAGCACUCGACUUCAGCUGAAGUCAAAUAUGUGCCACGAUAUGGCAAGCUUGUGGCUAUCGCACGUCGAUUAUAG
This is a messenger RNA of Plasmopara halstedii, 150 nucleotides long. RefSeq lists its product as uncharacterized. The transcript has 2 exons. Bases 1 to 150 code for a protein of 49 amino acids. NCBI's taxonomy places the organism in Eukaryota, Oomycota, Peronosporomycetes, Peronosporales, Peronosporaceae. The record is from RefSeq and is a predicted model, not a curated record.